GCAUAAGCGACCGCCGUGGAAGUAAACAAAGUCCCGUGGAAGGGGUUUCAUUACACAACUAUUUUAGGGUCGAUUAGGAUGUCAUUAUAACCACAGACACUUCAGGAUGGCGUUUUCCUUGAGGCUGGCAGGCAGGUGCAUAUCUGGAGUGGCGAGAUGUGGACUCCACCCCGGUUUUAAUGGAAUAAAGGUGGCUUCCCUUGCCCCCGUCUGCAGGCCCAACGGAGUGAAUAUUCCUGCUAUUGACCAGCGCCGUCACUAUGCCAUGCGUCUGGAACUCACUGAACAUGGCAUUGUGUGGAGGAGACCAAACUACGUUCCCUCGUGGCAGCCUGAGAAAUCAGGAGAUCUGGAGGGCGUCAAGGAACCGGACUUAUCCACGCCAAAUCUGAAGGUGCAGCCGGCGAAGGAUGUGCUUGACCAAGUUGACGAAGUGACAAGAAGACUGCUGUCCAUUGAAUUCAGCAGCCAUAAAGAGAACGUGAAAGUCCAGCGGCAGGAACUCUGCAAGAAAAUCCAGCGACACCAACAUGAUACUGGUUCUAUGGAAGUGGCAAUUGCAAUGAUGACUAUAAAAAUUCGGAACCUUCAAAAGGAAGUGUUCAAAUGCAAGAAGAAUAUCUUGCAGAGGUGUUAUCUGCAGGAACUGAUCGACCGUCGCAAAAAAAUGCUGAAGCACUUGCGCAGAAUGGACUACAAGCGCUUUGAGUGGCUGAUUGGAGAACUAAAUAUUAUUUAUCGGCCAGCCCCAAGGUACUACCGAUGGAUCACGAGAAAGGCCUCACUGAAGAAGCUGGUCCGUAUGCGCAAGAGAGAGAUCAUCCACAAGAAACUCAACGAAUAUAAGGAGAGUCUGGAGUGCCAGAAGGAGCCAUUCCUCAAGGAGAAGGCAGAGACCUUGAAGUGGAUUGCCGAGACUGAGAAAAGCCUCGGACUCCCUGUUAGUGUGACCGUACCCGAGGCGGCUUCGUCUUCUGCAUAAUGGGAACGGGGAUGAUGGCUUUUGGCUGAGGAAACCACUAUACACGAAAUAGGUUUAUUGAAAGAGGAGAUAACAGUUUUGAAAAUCAAUCUGGAUUUCAUCCUCAUGUCAGAAAGAUGAAAAUCAUAUGGACUGUAAAACUAUCUCAUCUUUCACUAAACUAAAGCAAUUUUUUCUUCCUAAUGGCAUGGUGGAAUGUGUUGUCAGUCAAGGUGGUUUCUGUUGUAUAUUGUGUUAUAUAGUAAAAUGUUUUUUGUUUAAAAAGAAUGAUAUGGAAACAAAGAGUUCUCCGUAAGUAAUAAAGCUUAUAUACACAU
This is a messenger RNA of Penaeus indicus, 1299 nucleotides long. RefSeq names its product small ribosomal subunit protein uS15m-like (gene bonsai). The coding region runs from base 107 to 982 and encodes 291 amino acids. Gene Ontology annotation, cellular component: mitochondrial small ribosomal subunit; ribosome. The transcript has 5 exons. Lineage: Eukaryota; Metazoa; Arthropoda; Malacostraca; Decapoda; Penaeidae. The record is from RefSeq and is a predicted model, not a curated record. Gene Ontology annotation, molecular function: RNA binding; structural constituent of ribosome. Gene Ontology annotation, biological process: mitochondrial translation.